AUGAAGAACGACUGCAAUGAUAAUUUGGUGAUCAAAAAUCUGGAGCGUAGCGAACAAGCAAAGAAAGUAUAUAGGUAUGUAACAGAUGUGGCUCGACGUCUUGGUGAAGCAACCUCAGCCAGUAAAGUAAUUGCGGAUUUAUUCAGCAUCCACAUAGAAGUCCAACGGCAGAAGCUUAGAGACAACUGCGAAAAACUUUUCUUUUUAGAUCCCUUGAAUUAUGGAAAGAAAUCAGUGGAAUUAGUCUGGCGAAAAGUAUACUAUGAUACAAUAUAUAGUGCUAAAAAGCUGCAUGAGACUCACCAUGAUUGUGACAAUUAUUUAGACAUGCAUAUUGUCUCUGGUAUUGGUCACUUCCAUAAUUUUAUUGCAAAAGUUCAGGCAGAAAUGAGGGUUAAUUUAAAAGAUUUGGAUUAUGCUCCUUCCUAUAAUGAUGAAGAAUAUCAAGAUGAUAUAAACAGCAAGCUUAUUGAACAUGACAGCCACAUUCUUUAUCAGUCAAUACUGUACUCAUGCUUAAUAUACCUGGGUGAUUUGAGUAGAUAUCAAGUAGAAAUUUUUAAUAAAAGUGGGGCAUCCAUUGCAGCUCGCUAUUAUCUUCAAGCAGCUCAAUUAGACCUCACUUCAGGCAUGCCAUUUAACCAACUUGCCAAUUUAUAUUUAGAAAAAAACUAUAAUUUGGAUUCUGUCAGUUCUUAUAUCCACUGCCUAAGUUGUUUGACACCUUUUGAGGGAGCUCUGGGUAAUUUAAACAAAAUCUUUGAAAAGAAUAACCAGUUCUGUUGCAUGGUAACACCAUCCGAAAGUAUGACACAGUCUGAACAUAUUCAAAUUACAGUGGCAAAUUUUUUGUCUUUAAUUGAAAAGUGGUACUUUCUUAAAGAUGAUGAAAAUAUUCCAAAGCUAUGCAGCAAUGUUGUGCAACAGCUUAAACUAUCAAUGGAUUUUACAAAAGUUCAUCUUCCUGAUAUAAAUAAAAAUUAUAAUGAGUACAUGCAAGCAAUGGAAGAAGAAUACGCAAAUCCAGCUUAUCUUAACUCAACAAUGAUACAUCAUAUUGUUAAAAUAUGUCUUUUUACUAUAGCUAAGAUGAAAGAAAGUGAUGAAGCCAAAUCAUUUGCAUGCAAAGCAUUUACGUUAGCAUUUUUAUCUCAGACUUUACAAAAAUUGCAUAACCAAUUAGAAAACUUGGGAUUUAAAAACCCAGCCAACAAUUACAUACCAAAAUAUAAAUUAAAUCAACCAGAAAAAACUGAGAAUGGAUUGGACAACAUAGAAACUCAGGAUAACCAUGAAGUAUGUCCAUUGCCAAAUGGAAGUGAAGAUACUUACUAUGAAGAUUUAAAAGAAACUGGCUCUGAUGAUGAUAAAGAAGUUUUCAUUAAUGGAGAUGGCAAAAAUAAAAAAAAUAUACCCAGGAGGAGGCGUAGGCGUAGAGCAAAUUCAUUAGACAGUUCAGAUUUAAGUGAUAAUUCUGAGAGUAGUUCAGAAGAAACUGACCAAACAUGCUCUGAUGAUGAAGAUGCAAUUUCUGAUUCAACCUAUGCAUCUGAUGAAGACAAUAGUGAUGGUUCAGAUCUAGAGAAAAAAGUUGAAGAGAAAGUGAAUGGUUCUUAUGAAAAUACAACAGAUAUGGUGGACAAUUCUGAAAGAAUUAACAAAACUGCCUCAGAAAAUGCAGUACUAAGUAAUGCUCUAGAUUCAGAAGGUAUAAGCAACUUUUUACAUGGUGACAAUAUCUUGCCAAGUCUUAAACUACUACAAGAUUGGGUGCUUACUGAAAAAGAUCUUAUUCUAUCAUGUGGAGAAAGUGGAGAAUCAUUAUUUCAAUGUGUUGUAAACUUAUUAAACAUCUUUCAACACUAUUUCUAUAAAAAUAAUGACCUAUUAAGCAAAAGCAGUAAUAUUCUUAUUCAAGCUAAAAAUAAAGCAAAAAAAUUCAGGCUGGAUUAUAAAACAAUUCCUCUUCCUGAAGAUAUAAACUUGCGUGGAACUAACAUUGGAAAAUUUGACAAAGAUGCUGCAGAGUGGCAACUCAAGGAGAAAUUAAAAUUAACAGAGUUUGACGAAAAUAUAAUAAGAAUAUUAAACUUCAUUUACUUUGGAAAUCAGAUAGCAAAGAUUGUGCCAAGGAUUAAGUUUAACAAGACAAUGAAGAUUUUUUACCUUAAAAAAGUAUACCCACCAAAAACUACACACAAAUUAAAUCAUAAAAGAAGCAGAGAAUGGCAUAGCUCUAAUAAACAAGGAGAUAAAAACGAGGGUGGACUUCUUCGCCGUUUAGGCCACCUUUGGCUUACAUCGAGAGUUCGAGAAUUAGAGUGCACAGGACAAACUGAAGUGCCAUCCCUUCUCGCCGUUGACACGACUGCUUUGUAUAAACAUCUCCGUAGAGUAAAACAGCUCGUCAGAACUCGUAACUUUAUAAUUCUAAUCCCCAGUGUCGUAUUGCAAGAAUUGGACGAGCUUAAGCGAGAUUGUUCAGCCGCUCGCGAUGCAAUACGCUGGCUCGAGAUGCAACUUAAGAGUGGUUCACGAUUUCUUAGAACACAACGCCCAGGUCAAUCUAAACCAAUGCCACUGAUCAAAUACCCACGAAAAGCGCCAUCUUUCGUACAUAAUUUUAUGCAAAUUUUAGAAUUUUGCAAUCACUUUAAUGAUGAAAAGCAACAAGGAGGAAAUGGUGAUUCAGAAAUCUCUGGAAAGUCUGCUCCAUUGCUUGUUUUACUAGUUGGUACUGAACAAGGAAAUAAUGAAGAACAAUAUAAGGAAAUCAGUUUGUUGGGAACGGCACAGGCAGCGGGCAUUUCUAUCGAGUUCAUUGGUGACUUUUAUGCGAAAUGGCGUCAGACAAGUCAUAAAAAUGGUAAAAAGAGAUGA
Pieris macdunnoughi is the source of this 2880-nucleotide messenger RNA. The record is from the annotation of a GenBank genome assembly. NCBI's taxonomy places the organism in Eukaryota, Metazoa, Arthropoda, Insecta, Lepidoptera, Pieridae.